This is a messenger RNA of Closterium sp. NIES-65, 2151 nucleotides long. Lineage: Eukaryota; Viridiplantae; Streptophyta; Zygnematophyceae; Desmidiales; Closteriaceae. The record is from the annotation of a GenBank genome assembly.
AUGUUCCUCCAGGCUCCAGGUAUCCGUCAUGGCUGCUCGUGCUACUCGUGGCUGACAUUGGCAUCGGAUUCGCCCUCCAUCCAGUUCUCCCGAUUCGACCCCCCAGUUCUCCUGGUGAGUGUCUCAGUGAGCUUCAUCACCCAACUUAUCCUCUUCUUCAUCACCCACAUGUCUGCCUCUGCUCUCUACCGAGCCAUGGGAGCAAUAUUCCGCAGCACCACGCUCAUCAACACGCUUGGCAACUUCAUCCUCGUCCUCCUCUUCCUGCUCUCAGGGUUCCUCAUCACCAAAGACAACAUCCAUGAUACGAUAUCCACACACGUGUGGGUGUGGGUGUACUGGAUCUCGCCCCUCACGUACUGCCAGAACGCCUUCUCUGCUAAUGAGUUCCUCGCCCCCAGAUGGGAUGUGGCUGGUGCUGCUCUCUACCAGCCCCCUCCUCAAACCAACAAAACACCCAACCAUGCAGUUCCUCUGAACCGUUUCUCAUCUCUCUCGUCUCUCUCGUCUCUCUCUUCCCUCUGCUCCCCCUCGCACCCUCCGCCCCAGCCCUCCGACCCCCCCAUCGCUGAACACAGCAAUGGGCAUUCAGGUGCUCACAGCUCGCAACCUCUGGACGGAGGGCUAUUGGGUGUGGGCUGGGCGCAGCCAGUGAUCUCCCAGCAUCAACUAGACGCCCGGGAAGCAUCGCUAGCCGGCACCAAUUUGGAAUUUGCCUCACGCUACUCCUCCCUGUGCUCCCUCACGCUGAAUCACCCCUCGAUUCCUCAUUCUCCGUCUCCAACAACCCCCUGCUCUUCCCCUUUUCCCCCUCCUUCCCCCCCCUCUCUCUCCUCUUCCCCCCCAGCAUGGCCAAAGGCCCAGCCAGUGAUCUCCCAGCAUCAGCUAGAUGCCCGGGAAGCAUCUCUAGCCGGCACCAAUCUGGACUUCGCCUCACGCUACUCCUCCCUCCGCGCCCGCACGCUCUCCCGCACCGGCUCCACUGCCACGGCACGCUUCCUCGCCAGCAACCGCUUCCGCUCCCCCAAGAGCCUCGCCAGGCCUUCCGCUUCUGCCCGCUCGCUCGGAUUUUUUUCUUCGGCAGACCGGCGCUUCGCUCCCGAGGUUUGGGGUCUGCAAUCAGCAGCACAGGCGGAAGGGGUAAGAAGCAGCGGCAGAGGAAAGCGGAUAUCGUUUAUGAGUGACGGUGGGGUGGUGAGUGGAGUUAGCAGCACAGGAGGAGAGGAGAAGCAUCGGCAGAGGAAAGCAGUUUCGUACAUGAGUGAUGGGGGUGUGAGUGAUGGUGGUGCGGUGAGUGCAGUUAGUAUCACAGGAGGAGAGCAGAAGCAGCGGCAGCGUAAAGCAGUUUCGUUUUUGAGCGAUGGGGACGCGAGUGACGGCGGCGGGGUGGUGAGCGCAGUUAGCAGCUCUGGCGGAGGAGAGAAACAGCGGCAGAGAAAAGCGGUUUCGUUCUUGAGUGAUGGGGACGCGAGUGAUAGUGGGGUGGUGACUGCAGGUAGCGGCACAGGAGGAGGAGAGGUUGGAGGAGGGGAGGAGAAGCAGCGGCAGAGGAAACCAGUUUCAUACAUGAGCGACGGUGGGGUGGUGAGUGCAGUUAGCAGCCCAGGAGGAGAGGUUGGAAGAGGAGAAGCAAAGCAGCGGCAGAGGACAGCAGUUUCGUUCUUGAGUGAUGGGGAUGCGAGUGAGGGUGCAGGGGGCAUGACUGCGAGUGGAGGGGAUAUAGGCCAGCACGGCAUGGUCCUCCCCUUUGAUCCGCUCACCCUCUCCUUCCACAACGUCAACUACUAUGUCGAUAUGCCUGCGGAGCUAAAAGACAAAGCCGCGCCGCCUGGCGAGCGGCUGCAGCUGCUGCGCAAUGUGUCCGGCGUGUUUCGUCCCGGAGUGCUGACCGCCCUGAUGGGGGUGUCUGGGGCAGGGAAGACCACGCUAAUGGACGUGCUGGCAGGGAGGAAGACCGGGGGAUACAUUGAAGGGGAUAUCCGCGUGUCUGGUUACCCGAAAGUGCAGGAGACGUUUCUGAGGGUGUCGGGGUAUUGUGAGCAGGUGGAUAUUCAUACGCCCCAGGUGACCGUGCAUGAGUCUCUCCUCUACUCCGCCUGGAUGCGCCUGCCUGAGGAGAUCGACCGCGAUGUCAUCCUGGUGAGUCAAUGA